AUGUCUGUGUCAAACUCAAGGGGCAAUCAUGCCCGAACCCGCGCUUCUCUGGAAGAUGACGAUUUGAUCGACCCAGAUAACGCGGAUCUUAACGAUCUUGACGAUCCUCUCGGAAACCAGCCCUAUGCCCCAUCCCUUGCAGGAAACAUUGGAUCCGGUUCGUCAUCACGGCCGUUGAAUGAGAGCUAUCUUACCUCGUCAAUUCCCGGCGAAGACCGAAGAGCACCACAGAACACGAUUGAUGAAACAGUAUGGGACACGCUGCGUCGUGAUCUUCUGGCUGUCUGGGCCAAGCUCCGAGAAGUUCUCUACCCUCGAUAUCUUCUCGGAGGCACCAUGUUUGACUCCGAAGGCGGCCUGCGGGGUGCUUAUUCAAACAUCCGCGGCGCUGGCAUCACCGGUACUCGGGAGGAACUGACGGGACUGGCCAGCCGAAUGAUGAAUGCCGAGGCGCUCUUGCAAAGUAACAUGAGCCCUAGCCUUCGUGACUGGGACCUUUGGGGACCCCUCGUAUUCUGCCUGCUGCUGAGUCUGCUGCUCAGCAUCACCGCUCGAGCCGAGCAGAGGGACACGGUCUUCAGCGGCGUGUUCGCCAUGAUUUGGCUCGGCGAGGCAGUGGUGACGCUACAAAUAAAGCUGCUGGGUGGGAACAUUUCUUUCGCGCAAAGCGUCUGCAUUAUCGGCUACACCUUGUUUCCGCUCGUCAUUGCAAGUCUUUUGUCAGCACUGCGGCUGCACUGGAUUCCCCGGAUUCCCAUCUACGUUGUCUUGGUGGCUUGGUCUCUUGCUGCUGGGGUCAGCAUUCUGGGCGGCAGCGGGGUUGUCAAAAACCGAGUCGCCAUUGCGGUGUAUCCCCUUUUUAUUUUCUACGUCGGUCUUGGAUGCCUGUGCUUCAUUAGCUGA
Messenger RNA from Ustilaginoidea virens, 903 nucleotides. RefSeq lists its product as uncharacterized. The record is from RefSeq and is a predicted model, not a curated record. Gene Ontology annotation, biological process: endoplasmic reticulum to Golgi vesicle-mediated transport. NCBI's taxonomy places the organism in Eukaryota, Fungi, Ascomycota, Sordariomycetes, Hypocreales, Clavicipitaceae. The transcript has 3 exons. Gene Ontology annotation, cellular component: membrane; trans-Golgi network. Bases 1 to 903 code for a protein of 300 amino acids.